Molecule: messenger RNA, 3186 nt
Organism: Prorocentrum cordatum
Lineage: Eukaryota; Dinophyceae; Prorocentrales; Prorocentraceae
Source: the annotation of a GenBank genome assembly
AUGCCAAGCAUGCACCUGCUGCUCCUGUUGGCGACCUCAUGCCUGGUCGCCGUUGCUGAGCGGUCGAGGCUGGAUCUGGCAAGACAGGAUCACUCUGCGCAAGACGGGGCUGUUGCCGUCGCAAUGGGGCACCGCCACCAGGAGUUGUCCCUGGCCCACGGUCACAACUCGCUGUUGCCGGCAAAGUAUGUCGCAACCCCGAUGGGGCGGGGUAUUGUGCAGAGCGGCGGGUCGGGACUCACCGCGCUGGCGCAAGUCUCGGGUUCUUCACGCGACAUCUCUGUCCAUUCACUUGCUCGGCAUUGGUGGCCCAAUGUGACGGAGCAGCGCUCUCCCUCGGGCCCCAGUGCGGUCGGAGGACGGCGCGAACCUGGGGAUGUUCCUAUCACCGGAGCGGCGUCCAGGUCUGCCGCCGUCCAGAAGGUCGUGCUCGCCUUGGCCAAGGGCGGUACCGCGACCGUGCGCCGUGCGGUGGGCGAGCUGAAGGCCUUGCUGCAGGACGCGGAUGCGGAGAUUCGCCUGCAGGCCGUGCUCGCCUGUCAGGAAGUCGGUCUUGCAGCCGUGCGCCGGGCUUUGGGCGAGCUGACGUCUCUGCUACAGGACGCCGAUGCGAGGGUCCGCCAGCAGGCCGUGCGCGCCAUCAGGAAGGGCGGCAGCUUUGCAGUGCGCCAGGCUAUGGGCGAGAUUGAGGGCUUGCUGCAUGACGCAGACGUGGAGAUCCGCCUGCAGGCCGUGCUCGCCAUCAAGGUGGGCGGCCCUGCGGCCGUGCGGCAGGUCUUGGGUGAGCUGCAGGUGCUGCUGCAAGACGCGGAUGCCAGGAUCCGCAUGCAGGCCGUGCUCGCUGUCAGGAAGGGUGGCCCCGAGAUCGCGCGCAGGGCCGUGGAUGAGCUGAGGCCAUUGCUACAAGACGCGGAUGCGAAGGUCCGCUUGGUGUCCGUUCCCGCCAUCAUUAAGGGCGGUAGCGCGGCCGUUCGAUUGGCCCUGGGCGAACUGAAGGUGUUGCUGCAAGACGCGGAUGCAGAGAUCCGCCUGCGGACCGUGCGCGCCAUCGAGGUGGGCGGUCGCGAGACCGUGUGCCAGGCCCUGGGCGAGCUGAAAGCGUUGCUGCAAGACGCGGAUGCGAAGGUCCGCCUGCGUGCUACGCGCGCUAUCACGGAGGGCGGCAUCCAGGCCGUGCGUCAUGCCAUGGGCGAGCUGAAGGUUUUGCUAUCAGACGCGGAUGGGGAGAUCCGCUUGCAGGCCGUGCUCGCUAUCAAGAGGGGCGGCCGCGAGACCGUUCUUCAGGCUUUGGUCGAGCUGAAGGCGUUGUCACGAGACACGGACUCGCAGAUCCGCAAGGAGGUUGCAUCAUGCUUUUUGGAUGGCGGCCACGUGGCUGUUCUCCAGGCCGUAGGCGAGCUCAAAGCUCUGCUUCACGACACGGAUUCGCAUGUCCGCAGGUAUGCCGCGGAGGCCGUGUGGAAGGGCGGGCCAAAGGUCGUGCUCCAGGCCGUCGGUGAUCUGAAAGGUUUGCUGCACGACGCUGAUCCGAGCGUCCGCACUCCCGCCGCGCGGGCCAUCGAAGAGGGCGGCCCCGAGGCCGCUCGCCAGGCCAUGGGCGUGCUGAAGUCUUUGCUGCAAGACGCGGAUGCGGACAUGCGCGAGUGGGCGGCGAAGAGGAUCGGGAGCGCCGGCAAGGAGGCGGUGCUCCGGGCCGUGGGCGAGCUGAGGGCUCUGCUCCAGGACGCGGACCCGCACGUCCGCGUGGAGGCCGUGCAGGCCAUCGGGCAGGGCGGCCCAGGGGCCGUGCUCCAGGCCGUGGGCGAGCUGAAGGCGCUGCUGCAAGACACAGACCAAGGGGUCCGCAGGACCGCCGUAAGGGCCUUCUGGAAGGGCGGCCCAGGGGCCGUGCUCCAGGCCGUGGGCGAGCUGAAGGCGCUGCUGCAAGACACAGACCAAGGGGUCCGCGAGAGCGCCAUCGUGGCCAUCGGGAGGGGCGGUCCCAAGGCCGUGGUCCAGACCGCGGGCGAGCUGAAGGCUGUGCUGGACGACACGCGCGCGGUGGUCCGCGCGAAGGCGGCGCAGGCCAUCGGGCACGGCAGCGCCGGGACCGUGCGCAGCGCAAGGGGAGAGCUGGAGACCUUGCUGCUGGAUGAGGACGACUUGGUCCGACAGGCAGCCGCGACCUCUCUAGCCAGUGCUGGCGCAGACGUCAUCGCCCACGCGGUUGCUUAUCUUCGGCCCACGCUGAGUGGCCACUUCGACGUGAGGGAGCGAAGGAAUGCCGCAGAGGCUGUGAAAUUGCUUGGGGUAGUAGCUAUUGAGGACACCCUUCCUGAACUGCAAGGGAUGCUUCGUGACUUCACCCCUCCGAGCAAGCAUGUCACAGACACGGAAGGUCCAACAGUUCUACCUGUAACAGCUGCAAUGGUUUUAAAGCAAUAUUUCAUGUCCCGCCCGAGCCACUUGCCGGCAGACAUGUUCUACGACUUGGCGCGGGCAGAAGACAAUCUGAAGAGGUAUUUCCGCACAUUUCCGUUAAGGGAUGACCCCGGGGCUCUCGCAGACGUCAAGACUGCAUUAAGUGCUUUUGCUAGGCUGACGGAGGACAAAUGCAUGAUUUCGUUCGCAGACCAAGUGGGCGAGCUGUCGCUUGUCAAGCAGUGGGUUGUCACCACACCGAAAGGCCACAUGAUGCAAACUAUUACAAAAGCCACAUCAGCGGGCUACGGAUUGCAAGCCCACAGGUGCCCCAACAGCCUGGCUUGCCCAGGUGAAAGCUUCAAUGCGACGUACGUAAGCCACAGCACGACCAAUGCCAGCAGCGCCCGCGCCAACACCAGGCAACGCGCAAACGUCACUUGCCCUCUUGCGCGCAGUGGGGCAGGCUCUCCGUGCAGUGAGGGCUACGACCACAACGUUGCUGGAUGCGCUGGUUGCCUGGAGGGCUGGGGCCGGUCACUGACGGACGCGUUCACGUGCCAGAAGUGUGGCACGCUCGGGAUGUUGCAGUGGGCAAUCUGGCUGGCCCACCCGUCCGUGCUGCUGGCGAUAUCCAUGCGGAGCGCGAAGAGUGCAGCUGCGUUGGGUGAUGCUGCCGCCUUCGCCAACGAUGUGCUCAAGAUUGCGCUUUCCUUCAGCACGGGCUCGGCCGUUCACGCUGGCGGAUAUCUUCGUUGGCUACGUCGGACGCGUAUCGUGACCUGA